AUGGAAGUUACACCUGGAGCAUGUGGGAUAACGUCAAAGAUUUAUCCUCUUGCCUUGCCCAGAGGAACGGAAAAAUUCUGUGAACUUUGUCAAGGACCAGCGACCCUGCAAUGUACGAAGUGUCGGGUCACCUUUUACUGGUAAGGUCUUUGAUUGACCAUUUCAUACAUUAGUUUUAUUUUAGCGAGUUGUGUGACUAACAACAUUUAUUUGUAACUGACCCCAAAAGACAAGUGAGUCUUGUGCACUCUGUUCAGACUUUGUAAAACCAUGCCUCCACCGUGGACACUAGGUGGCAGUGUUUGCCGUAUCUUUUUGCCACUGAAACGCCAGAACACGUCAGCAGUAAGGAGUUUCAUGUGACUGCGACGUCAGUGAGGAAAAGGAACAGCUGGAAAUGAAAUUACCACAAAGUUAUUUUUUUUUUCUUUUGGUUCAUGUGACCAUGAAUGUCUGUUGGAUUGUUUUGGUCGGUCAACAUCAGCAUUUUUAUGUGAGCAACUACAUCUGGCAGCGGUGGAUCUCUCUGCAGACUCAGUUACAGAUCACAAGAUGGGGCUCAGUGAAAUCCUUGCUGGCACAGUGUGGGGAGUGAAGAGGAGCAUGUGGUGACAUCCCUCCCUGCAGGGAUUUAUGUGAAGGGCUGAGCCACUAAACCCAGUUUCUUAAAGGGAGCUUAGAGCCACUUAUUGUGCUAACUUCCCCCUCGACUUCCCAUUCAACUCUUAGUCUGGCUGUUUAGUUGAAUUUUGCAGAAUUUAAACCUUAACUCUACACAUUGAAAAAAUAAACUAGGAGAGAUGAUUAAUAACCCAAAGUGCAUUAGACAGGCUGUCAGUUAAGACCUGGCCUAGCUUUUGUUCUGUGUAGAGCAAAAUCUUUGUUAGUGGCUCUAUAUCAUUUGAAUGUGGAUCAAAAUAAGCCUCACCAUUGCUGGCAAAACUAAUUAGUCAAAUUAGGUUAUCUUUACAUUUGCUGAGUGGUGUUCUGGCAGAUGUUUGCAAGGACUUGUUUUUCAAACAUGUAUUGUGCUAAAAAAAAGGUCAGCAAAACAUAAAUAUAGUCUCAUGACCCUAUGUCCCGACAAGACCCCUUGAUUUGUACUUGUCAGUGUUUCUGUUGAUGUGACGUGGCCAGAUUCCUGCCUGCUCGCUGCCUCUGUCUCCAGUUCAACGAACGCAGACACAGAGGAGUGAGCACACAUGGUCCUCUGCAGAAUAAAACGCACACACAGACACACACAAGGAAAUCCAAGACAGUUUACAGAGAACGUUGAAGAUGAGGGAGCCAGAUGAGCAAAAUUACAGACUAGUUAUGUAACAGCAUGCAAUUUGUGUGCCCUCUGUGCACUCUUGAUGAUAUUUCAAAAUGGGAAAGCACUUCACCUAGGAAUUAGUAGCUCUGCAAGUUAAAUCCAGUGAAAGAUACUGUAUAGAAACAUAAUGAUUGAGUUCCUUCAAAAUGACCAAAUCUUCCUGUGUUACGAUUCAAAAAGUUCAGAUCAUGGUUGUGAAAAAGUGAUCUGUUCAGCAGCAUGAUUUAAAACAGAAAAUGUCUGAAUUCCACAGUGAUGCAGAGCACCAGCAGGCUGACUGGGCGGGGAUCCAUGAGAGAAUCUGUCCAUUGCUCAUUCCCAUUCGCACCCAAUCGCUUUGCAGUCUUACAAAGGCUGACCAAAUCCACGUAGAGCUCAAAAAGGUAAAGACCUGCAUUCAGAGCAAAUAUGGAAAGUCAUGAAACAAUUUGUGGCUCUUGUGUUGAGUUUUAAGAAAAAUGUGAAAGAAACAUGAGUGGUGAAAACUUAAACUCUGAGGUCAUUAAUAGGUUUGAAUUUUCUUGAGUAAUUCAUUUUUAGCUUCUUUGUGUGUGGAACUCUUCUUAGGUGGAGCUGAUGGGGAUCUGCAUGUCAGUGGCUCAGAGCAAACUGUCUGAGAGGAAAUACGAAGAGGCUCUGCCUGCUGCCCAGUUCUGUCUACGCUGUUCCAUGGAUGUCCACAGCCCCAGUGCAAACCAUCUGAUUCCUGCCUACCUGCUGCUGGCUGAGGCCAACUUUGGUCAGGAUACAGUCACUCAGCCUGAUUCAUUUUUCUAUCCUUGUUAUUCAAUGUUCGUAUGUCUUGGUGCAUGUCCUUUAUUCUAGGUGUGAGUAAUCUAGCCCUGGUGACAGAGCUCCUGUCCCAGGCAGAGUGGGCAGUGCUGAAGAGCCCAGAAUGUGGUCAUGAAAUCUACCAGAGGCUGCACAGGAGCCUGGGCCGCCUCCAAGUGGCAACUGGAAACCUGGAUGCAGCCUUGCUCAACUUCGCAAAUGAUGUCUGUGUCAAAUUUAGUAGAGUAACCAUAAAUGUCAUAAGUACCUAAAUUAUAUAUCUACAUGUUUAACUGUGCAAGUUUUCUGAAAGUCUUAUUGACAUUGAGACAUUCAAAAUGGAAGCAAUGCUUUUUUCUGCCCCUGGCUGACCACAUGGACCUGGAUAUGCAUUGUUUAUUCAUAUUUUAGGAUGUAUAGUAUUGUUGUCUCUUUCUUGUCAUGUGCACUAAUCAUUUACUUGAAACCCCCAGUAUAGGCAGAUACAUAUAUACAUUUUUAACACAUAAGAAAAACAAAUAACCUUGAUAUUUUUCAGAUUUAUCAUGCCAGCGAGGCAUACGGUCUGGAUAGCACAGUCGCCUGUAGGGGCCACUUUCUUAUGGCUGAUGUGUUUGCUAAACAGGGGAAGACGGCCAUUGCUUGCUCCAUGUUCUCUGAGGUGAAAUGUAGCAGAGUUAAUGUGAUUAUAAUGGGGCUGAAUGUCUUUUUUUGUUUUUUUUUUAUAUAUUUCAAGGUAUGUCUUCUAUUGUCCUAAUUUUAGGUGGCAGGAACUUGGCACACCCAUCUGACCAAACACAUCGAGACCCACAUCCAAAAUGUCCAGCCAUCAUUUGGUAAUUCCUACUGUUGUGAAUAAGAAGAGUUUUUUUUUAAUGGAAAAAAAGGAGAAUGAGAAAAUGACAUCAUCAAGCCAUCUUUUUCUACUUCUGGUGACCAGCAGAGAGCUCCAUUAGCAUAUCACUGAUAAAAUAAGGUCAGCACUUCUAUAUUUAGCUGAGCUGUCUUGCUGUGCAAUCCGAAAGCUAAACCCCAGAUUUACAUGAGCAUGCUUAUGGCUGACGAGAGGCCGGUGCUGACACAUCGCUGGCUGUGCAGCAUCCGCAUCACUACCCUCUAUCGCAGCUGCUGCCCUACAUAUGAUGCUAAGCCUGUUAGCAAUACAAUUUCCUUGGUAUUCUGGGAUGUCUAUGGGAGAUGCUUAUACAAAAUAUCCAGACAGACCAUAGUUUUAUGUGGACCUUUGUUGAAUGUGCUGUAUAUUUUUUCCCCGUGUUUUUGUUUUGUGAAAGCUAAGUCUUUUUUUUAUCUCUAUUCAUGACUUUCAAUCAGAUAAAUCUCAGCAUACUGAAGUAGAUGAGACACUAAGAACUGUACUGGAGUUUUGGCAGAAUGAGGACAGGAAAAACUCAGGUCAGAUUGCCUUGGUGGCUCACUGCCUGGCCAUGCUGUGGUUCCUCGGAGGAGACUCCCAGAAGGUGAGUCACCUGACAAGUCGCAAAACAUUAAAGGCUCUGUCUGACACAGUGACACACUUCCCUAUUACCCCCUUGUUCCUCUCAUUCAGAGGGCCGUCUCAAGGUGGGAUUAUCUCUAAUUGGUAAAGCUGUAGAGAUGAGGUCCGAAUUAGCAGGAACUGACUUAACUGUCUCGACAACCUGACUUCAAUCUUGGUCUCAAGUGUCUCUGUAACGCAGCAAGACGUUUAUAGCUGUUAUUUACCCUGCAUUUGUAACCUGCAUCCCUGUGAGAUCAAUGAAUAAUCUCUAGUGAGUCUUGCCUGCUGAGAGGCUGAGACAGCAUUGGCAAUGUUGAUAUCACUGCCUGUACCGGAAGCUCUGGACCAGACAGAUGACGGCCACAGACUUAAACAUGUUAAGGGUCGGAGUUCAAUGGGUUUGAUGUGCUCUUACAGAUUAGCACGAAUAGUGUCACCUAAGUAGACGGUAAACAUUUGAAUGGUACUGCUGUGACUUUUGCUAAAACAGCUUGAAGUUGCAGAGAAAUAUCGGCUCACCGUACAAAGAGGGUUAGAAGAGAUCGAUUAAAUUUGCUUUAUUGUUCACCAACACUCUGUUUGACACAGGAACUAGUUUUUUAUUGCUUAUUGAUAUGAAGAACAUAAUAAUAACAACAACUCUCAGGUGGAGUGUCAAUGACAGCCUUUCUUAUGGAGAGGAUUUUGGUUGUAAAUUGAUUUCUAGUCAUGUUUCUGUCUGCAUUGAGGAGCACAGAACCAGUGUUGUUCUUCAAAAAGUUGGCCUAUAUAUCUGUUAGAGCUUAUUUUUUUAUUCUGAUGUCUUUUUUAUUCUGAUCCUUUUCACUUUUCACUCUAUGUGUAGUUGUCUUGUUUUAAGGAUAGAUGAGCUUGAGCUUGAUUGAGCAUUGUACUGUAUUUGUAGUUGGGCUGCUGUAGAUGGAUGACGUACUGUAACACCAACAAACACAUCAGUGACAGAAACACUACACCCAGCCCUAGUUGUGUACAAAUUGUGAGAAGCUGCAUAGUAACUCAUAGGUUUUCCUGAAUGAAUUCCACAAUGAGGUUGAAGCAUGCAUGGCCAAGUCAACAGUAUCAAAGCUAGUUUCCAUUUUUUCUCUUUUGUAUAAAGCAUAGUAGACUGCAUAACAGCCUGACAGAUCAAGUAGUUGGAAGGGUAAACAGGGACAAGUUAAUCUGACCAGCUGGCAGUCCAAUUUCAGUGAUAUUAUUUUAUAAGUCAGCUUUAUUUUCCCCAGAGAGGCUAACAGCUGCAGCUGCUGUUUGUUUCCGUUUGUGUUUCUGUGCCAGGCUCUAGGAUUUGGCAAUGUGGCCCUGCAGGCCAGCCAGCUGAUACCAAACCAUGACCUGACAGAGCCCAUCCAGACCCUGCUGCAGCUGGUGCAGAAUCCGCAGAGAGAACAACAUCCUGGUUGUAACUAG
Messenger RNA from Xyrichtys novacula (pearly razorfish), 5009 nucleotides. The record is from the annotation of a GenBank genome assembly. NCBI's taxonomy places the organism in Eukaryota, Metazoa, Chordata, Actinopteri, Labriformes, Labridae.